This is a messenger RNA of Monoraphidium neglectum, 240 nucleotides long. RefSeq lists its product as hypothetical. Lineage: Eukaryota; Viridiplantae; Chlorophyta; Chlorophyceae; Sphaeropleales; Selenastraceae. The transcript has a single exon. The record is from RefSeq and is a predicted model, not a curated record. The annotation marks the transcript as partial.
AUGAAGCGCAGCUUUCUUGGAUCCUCCGGGGCUGUACAGCCGAGUGGGGACGUCGCCACUGCCGCCGCUGACGCGUUGACCGCAGACUCCGAGGACUUUAAAGGGGCAGUGGCCACCACCAAGCCCAGAACCAGGACGAGCGAUACGAUCACACCCCUACUUGCCACGUUGGCAGCAGAGCUGCAGCCUGUGCCGGGCAAUGAACCCGUGCCGGCAGGUGCCAAGUGCAACCUAGGCGAC